This is a messenger RNA of Tupaia belangeri chinensis (Chinese tree shrew), 2383 nucleotides long. RefSeq names its product threonyl-tRNA synthetase 2, mitochondrial (gene TARS2). Gene Ontology annotation, molecular function: ATP binding; threonine-tRNA ligase activity. NCBI's taxonomy places the organism in Eukaryota, Metazoa, Chordata, Mammalia, Scandentia, Tupaiidae. The record is from RefSeq and is a predicted model, not a curated record. Bases 48 to 2204 code for a protein of 718 amino acids. Gene Ontology annotation, cellular component: cytoplasm; mitochondrion. Gene Ontology annotation, biological process: threonyl-tRNA aminoacylation. The transcript has 18 exons.
CCAAUGGGGAGUGUGGUUCGAGGAUGUAGGAACCGGUCUGAAGGAACAUGGGGCUAUGUCAGAGGUGGCGGCGACUCCGGCUCCUGGGAUUAGAAGCCUGCGGGCUACACACGGCUGCUGUGCCGACCCCUCCACACUGGUUGGCGGAGCGGCUUGGCCUUUUUGAGGAGCUGUGGGCUGCUCAGGUAAAGAGGUUAGCAGGCGUGGCACAGAAGGAAGCCCGGAGUAUUAAGGUGUUUCUUCCUGGAGGCAAGAAAGUGGAUGCUGUGGCAUGGAACACAACUCCUUACCAGCUAGCCCAGCAGAUCAGUUCAACACUGGCAGAUACUGCAGUGGCUGCUCAAGUGAAUGGAGAACCUUAUGAUCUGGAGCGGCCCUUGGAGGCAGAUACUGAUCUCAAAUUUCUGACAUUCGAUUCCCCAGAAGGCAAAGCUGUAUUCUGGCACUCCAGCACCCAUGUUCUGGGGGCAGCGGCUGAGCAAUUCCUAGGUGCCCUUCUCUGCCGAGGUCCAAGUACAGAAUCUGGCUUUUACCAUGAUUUCUUCCUGGGAAGGGAGCGGACAAUUCAGGGCCCAGAUCUGCCUGUUUUGGAGCGUAUUUGCCAGGAGCUUACAGCUGCUGCUCAACCCUUCCGGAGGCUAGAAGCUUCCCGAGAUCAGCUUUGCCAGCUCUUCAAGGAUAACCCCUUUAAGCUUCACUUGAUCAAAGAGAAAGUAACAGGACCAACAGCAACAGUAUAUGGGUGUGGCACAUUGGUCGAUCUUUGCCGGGGCCCCCACCUUCGGCACACCGGACAGAUUGGCGCUCUGAAGCUGCUGACGAACUCGUCGUCCUCGUGGAGGUCUUCAGCAGCCCCGGAGAUGCUGCAGAGAGUGUCUGGGAUUUCCUUUCCCACCGCAGAGUUGCUGAGGGCCUGGGAAGCGUGGCGGGAGGAGGCAGAGCUGCGAGACCACCGGCGUAUUGGGAAGGAACAGGAGCUCUUCUUCUUCCAUGAACUGAGCCCUGGGAGCUGCUUUUUCCUGCCACGAGGGACACGGGUGUAUAAUGCACUGGUGGCUUUUAUCAGGGCUGAGUAUGCCCGCCGGGGUUUCUCAGAGGUGAAGACCCCCAUGCUGUUUUCUACAAAGCUCUGGGAACAGUCAGGGCACUGGGAACAUUACAGGGAAGACAUAUUUGCCCUGCAGCCGCCAGGCUCUGCCAGGCCUGCCAGCUCCCAGAGCGACUGCCCUACCCAGCAUCCUAUAGACACACUCGCGCUCAAGCCCAUGAACUGCCCUGCACACUGCCUGAUGUUCGCCCACCGGCCCAGAUCCUGGCGGGAACUGCCCCUCCGACUAGCCGACUUCGGGGCACUGCACCGGGCCGAGGCCUCUGGCAGUCUAGGGGGACUGACCCGGCUGCGGUGCUUCCAGCAGGAUGACGCUCACAUCUUCUGUGCACCUGAUCAGCUGGAAGCAGAGAUCCGAAGCUGUCUUGAUUUCCUCCGCUCUGUCUAUGCCGUCCUUGGUUUCUCCUUCCACCUGGCACUGUCCACCCGACCGUCUGGCUUCCUGGGAGAGCCUGACCUUUGGGACCAUGCUGAGCAGGUUCUCCAGGAGGCCCUGGAGGAAUUCGGAGAACCCUGGGACCUCAACCCUGGAGACGGUGCUUUCUAUGGGCCAAAGAUUGAUGUGCACCUCCGCGAUGCCCUGGGUCGGCCCCAUCAGUGUGGGACAAUCCAGCUUGACUUCCAGCUGCCCCUGAGAUUUGACCUCCAGUUCAAGGGACAGGCGGGGGCCCUGGAGCGUCCAGUCCUCAUUCACCGAGCAGUGCUCGGUUCUGUGGAGAGGCUGCUGGGAGUGCUGGCUGAAAGCUGUGGGGGGAAAUGGCCACUGUGGCUGUCCCCAUUCCAGGUGGUAGUCAUCCCCGUGGGGACUGAGCAAGAGGACUAUGCCAGGGAGGCACAGCAGAGCCUGCGGGCCGCAGGACUGGUCUGCGACCUGGAUGCGAAUUCUGGGCUGACCCUCAGCCGGAGGGUGCGCCGGGCCCAGCUCGCCCACUACAAUUUUCAGUUUGUGGUUGGCCAGAACGAGCAGAGUAAGAGAACAGUGAACAUUCGGACUCGAGAGAAUCGCCGCCUUGGAGAGAGGGACCUGACUGAGGCCGUGCAGCGGCUGCUGGAGCUACAGAACGCCAGGGUCCCAAAUGCUGAAGACAUUUUCUGAGGCUUCAUACGCAGAGGAGGCAAAGAUCUGCAAGAGCCCUUCCUUACCAGAGAAGACUCCAACCCAGCUGACAGCCCAAUCUGGAGUCCCCCAGGCUCCCCAGGACUCAUGUGGGGGCAGGGAGAUGCUGUUUGGAUGUGAGGAGAGAAAAAUGAAAAAAAUAAACCUGAAGCUCCUGG